UUGGGUGGAAAUCAUCUUUUUUUUUUUCUUUUUUUUUUUUUAUCCAUGAAAAAAGGAGGAAAAAAGCCCCCAAAAAAGAGACCGACCGAAAGUUUCUAGAAAGUUGGUUCAAAUGCAUCCCAAGCGUGCCCGUGAGGAAAUGCGGCUUUGAGAAGAAGACAGACUGGCAAGAAGGAGAAAAUUGAGAAAAUAAUAAUUUUUCAAAGAAGAAGGGGGGGAAAAAAAAAACACUUUCACACUUUUUUUUUUUUUUUUUUUUUUUUUUUUGCAUUUUAGUAGCUUCGACCCAGGGAGUGAAAUCCGGGCAGGUUGUUAUAGCUACCCAAAUCCACAGGGGUCCCCCCUGUCUAUUUAAACCCCCUAAAUCUUCCUUCCCCUUUUUAAAACUACAUUUUAUCCCUUGGCUUGUGGGCCAACGUGCCCCCUAAUGAGUAUUAAAACACUAUCUCCUUGCAAUUAGCUCAUUCCUGACUUCACGCUCCUGAUUGACAGAACAAGCCAAAGCAUCAGAAUUCUCCCUUUGGCAAUAAGUGCUGAUUGGGUCCUUUUUAAGAGAGCUACUUCAAACUUUUUUUUUCUUUUUUUUUUUUUCUUUUUUUUUUUUUUUUUAAUAUUUGCCUUCAGUGUCUUGGCUGAGAGAAGAGUUUUUUACCUCUCUGAGAUUUUUUUUUUCCUUGAGAGUAGUAGAGGAAGCAAGAGAGGAUUUACCUGGUCGGGUUGAGUUCACUUCAUUUGACUUUUUUUUUUUUAAUUAUUGUUAUUAUUAUUAUUAUUAAAAUAAUCAUCCUGCCUCAGAAGAAAGGAAGGUUUUUGGCAACUCUGGUUAAAAAAAAAAAAAAAAAAAAGAAAGACAACUUUUCAUCAAUGGCCUCUUUUGGAUAUUUCCUGUUUCUUUGUGGGUUGAGUCAGGCUCUGUCAAGUUACCCAAUCUGGUGGUCCUUGGCAAUUGGUCACCAGUAUUCCUCCCUGGGCACUCAGCCCAUCCUCUGCGGGAGCAUCCCGGGCCUGGUGCCCAAGCAGCUGCGCUUUUGUCGGAACUACGUGGAGAUCAUGCCCAGUGUGGCAGAAGGUGUAAAGAUUGGGAUCCAGGAAUGCCAACACCAGUUUCGAGGGAGAAGGUGGAACUGCACGACCGUCAAUGACAGUUUGGCCAUCUUUGGGCCCGUGUUGGAUAAAGCCACCAGGGAGUCAGCCUUCGUCCACGCCAUCGCCUCCGCCGGCGUGGCCUUCGCCGUCACCAGAUCCUGCGCCGAGGGCUCGGCCACCAUCUGCGGGUGUGACACGCGCCACAAGGGCUCUCCUGGCGAGGGCUGGAAGUGGGGGGGCUGCAGCGAGGACGUGGAAUUUGGGAGCAUGGUGUCCCGGGAGUUCGCGGAUGCCCGGGAGAACAGGCCCGACGCUCGCUCGGCCAUGAACAGGCACAACAACGAAGCUGGAAGGACAUCCAUCAUUGAGCUCAUGCACCUCAAGUGCAAGUGCCACGGGCUCUCGGGCAGCUGUGAAGUGAAGACCUGCUGGUGGUCCCAGCCAGACUUCAGGGUCAUCGGUGACUACCUCAAGGACAAGUACGACAGCGCGUCAGAAAUGGUGGUGGAGAAACACCGGGAAUCCCGCGGCUGGGUCGAGACCCUCCGACCCAAAUACAACUUCUUCAAGGCCCCAACUGAGAAGGACCUGGUUUACUAUGAGAACUCACCAAACUUUUGUGAGCCCAACCCUGAGACGGGCUCCUUCGGGACCCGCGACAGGAUCUGCAACGUCACUUCCCACGGGAUCGAUGGCUGCGACCUUUUGUGCUGCGGCCGUGGGCACAACACGAGGACUGAGAAAAGGAAAGAGAAGUGUCACUGUAUCUUCCACUGGUGCUGCUACGUCCGCUGCCAGGAGUGCAUACGAGUCUACGACGUCCACACGUGCAAAUAA
Messenger RNA from Cinclus cinclus, 1923 nucleotides. It is a transcript of the gene WNT3A, whose product is annotated as Wnt family member 3A. The coding region runs from base 865 to 1923 and encodes 352 amino acids. The transcript has 4 exons. Gene Ontology annotation, molecular function: frizzled binding; cytokine activity. The record is from RefSeq and is a predicted model, not a curated record. Gene Ontology annotation, biological process: neuron differentiation; canonical Wnt signaling pathway; cell fate commitment. Gene Ontology annotation, cellular component: extracellular region. Lineage: Eukaryota; Metazoa; Chordata; Aves; Passeriformes; Cinclidae.